Megalobrama amblycephala (Wuchang bream) is the source of this 1654-nucleotide messenger RNA. Its product is annotated as trypsin-2-like. Gene Ontology annotation, molecular function: serine-type endopeptidase activity. The transcript is spliced from 6 exons. The record is from RefSeq and is a predicted model, not a curated record. Bases 44 to 1027 code for a protein of 327 amino acids. Gene Ontology annotation, biological process: proteolysis. NCBI's taxonomy places the organism in Eukaryota, Metazoa, Chordata, Actinopteri, Cypriniformes, Xenocyprididae.
UGUGUUCUGUAAAUACUGACAGAAUAAAGGCAUCUGAAAAAAGAUGAGUCAGGGACUCAUGAGAGGAAACAGCAGUCAGAACACAGACCAGAGCACAAGUAUGAAGUUUAACACAGCUUUGAGUGUUAUUGGAACCAUACUUCUCAGCAUAGAAGGUUCUCUCAGCCAGUUAGAUGUAUGUGGUCAAGCCCCCCUGAACAACAAGAUUGUUGGAGGGGAGGAUGCAGCAGCAGGGUCUUGGCCGUGGCAAGUCAGCAUUCAAAGCGCCAAGUAUGGAGGCCAUUUCUGUGGUGGGAGUCUAAUCAAUAAAGACUGGGUUUUGUCUGCAGCUCACUGCUUCCAGGACUCCUUGGAUACCAUUGAGAUCUACCUGGGACGUCGGAGCCAAUCAGGCUCAAACCCUUAUGAGGUGUUCAGGACAGCGAUCAAAGUCAUCAACCAUCCUGAAUAUGCCAGUGCUAGUAGUGACAAUGACAUAGCACUUCUCCAGCUCUCCUCUUCUGUGACUUUCUCUGAAUAUAUUAAGCCAGUCUGUCUGGCGGCUACUGGUAGUGUAUUCACUGCAGGUACAGAGAGCUGGGUCACUGGCUGGGGAGCGCUGAAUUCUGGUGGCUCGAGUCCUGACAUACUGCAGGAGGUGAUGGUACCAAUUGUAAGCAACAGUGACUGUAAUGAUGCUUAUGGAGGGGGCAUCACGAGCAACAUGAUUUGUGCUGGAUUGUUAAAUGAGGGAGGAAAAGAUUCAUGUCAGGGAGACUCUGGAGGUCCAAUGGUCAGUAAGCAUGGCUCUGUGUGGAUCCAGUCUGGCGUUGUGAGUUUUGGUGAAGGAUGUGCUGAUCCCAAGUUUCCUGGUGUGUACGCCAGAGUUUCUCAGUACAAUAGCUGGAUCAACUCUAAAGUGAGCAGCAACCCACCUGGAUAUGUCGAAUUCUCCAGUGGAUUCAGAAGCUCACUCAACCUCCUUUUAUUCUCCAUUUCUCUCACAUUCUCCUUUAUCCCUUUCAUAUGCACCAUCUUUUUUCGUUGAGAUUGUUUGAAUGAUUGACAGUUCUCAGGGUUCUUUGAUUAAGAGGGCAAUUGUGCUGUACAGGUUUUCAUAAAUAUGUGAAGAAUGUAGAUACAUUGUUAUAUUGUCAUUUAUUCUUUAUCUUGUUAAAAAUGUACACUUCUUGGAAAUCUACUCUUAUUAUUGAGUUUUUACAUUAAAAUAUUGCACACUAAUUAAGUUCAGCAAGCUUUUGCCCUUAAAAUGUUUGGAUAAUGAAGGAGGACUUAAUGAUAUUUGGCCUAAAUGUGAGACAAAUGAUGCUUGCAAUUAUUAUGCAUUGUCCUCAAUUUGGAUCAUAACGGAUAUUUUAAGAGACUGUUGAAUUUGUAUUGACAGGUUGGAUUUCUUUGCAAAUGCACUGCAGCCACUCUUUGCAAGGGUUAUGUUUAGUUCUGUUAGUUCAUUCUCUUCUGUUCCUGCCAUUUGUAUGUUGACCAAAUUUCCUAGUGUGCGACUGUUAGUCAUCUAUCUGUGAACGUAGAUCUAUUUGUUCUUUGUUCCAUGUCAUCAAUGUUAACAUGAUUGUGUUUCACAGAUUAUUGUUCCUAUUAUCUCCUGUGUGUUCUUGGUUUUAAUCAUAUUAAAGACUUUGAUAUACCUUUGUUA